Molecule: messenger RNA, 1032 nt
Organism: Suillus fuscotomentosus
Lineage: Eukaryota; Fungi; Basidiomycota; Agaricomycetes; Boletales; Suillaceae
Exons: 6
Coding region: 1-1032 (343 amino acids)
Source: RefSeq, a predicted model, not a curated record
AUGGUCAGAGUUUCAUCGAAUCCCCUUGUUCUCCACGGUCAGCAUUUUGGUCGAACGGUGUUUGCAUUGUGUAAUUACCCUGCCCUCCUGACUUCAGGUAUACUCCGACUCAAUGAAUUACAGGACUCUCUCAUAGAGGACUAUCCCGCGGAUAUCCGACGGGAACACAGGGUAUUCCUGGAGUUGUUGGAUUCCUAUCCUGGCCUCUUGGAUCGUCUGACGGACGGAGAGGAAGAGGAUGUUAUCCACGUAGGAGAAUUGCUAGGUAAAGGGGCGUCCGGCGCGCGGGGCGAUGAUACUAAAACACUUAAAUCUGCUGUCCUCGAAUGGCUUGUCCCCAGAGGACAAGUAGUCAUACCCCCUCUUUCCCGAAACAUCAAGUCUGACCGAGGAUUCAACCACAAAGUCACGGGCGCGUUGCUUUGCCCUGCAGGACUUGACUGGUCGACUAUAGAAACCAAGGAGGGUCUGAAGAGCAGUGAAACCGCAGUUCGUGGUGACCAGUGGCCUAUAUUCUUAUAUGCAGGUCAUGUUUACGAUCCCGAAGAUCCAUGGAAGGGAUUAUUAAGGAGCGAUAUACUUAUUUUCGGGUUCAAACAUGUAUUUACAUCGCCGAGCUCAGUAGAUAAGGAGCCAAAGGCAACGCGCUCCGGCAAUGCGUACCUUCAUGGCAUAAAGUCUGUUACCAAAGGAUCCUUGGCCUAUAUUGCCACGCAGGUUCGAUUUGCGUUGAGUUCGUUGUCCGUAUUCUCCCGUACCGACACGGUCACGGACUCGGAGAAUUUCUACCAUAGCAUUCUAGAUCUGUUAGAAGAUACUGAUGAAAGUGAGGAGGUAGGCGACCUGAUGCUGUGGUGGACUCGGUUCGUUAUGCAUUCCAUACACCUCAAGCUCCAAACUAAUACCUUGUACAGUCGCGUUUUUCCUAACUCUUCAUCGUUGCAGCGUUGUAUUAGCAAAAACAGCGCGCUCUCAAAGAUUCGUGAAAAACGCGCUGCCCUUCAGGAGCGAGCUAAUACUGUUACAAAUUAA